CCAAGCCGUCCCUGGUUGCAUACCAGGCGCUCGCGCAGAGGCGAGCAACCUCUUUCGGCAAGCGCGUUGAGGUAACGCGUAAGCCGUUGCUGACGGUCCCAAAAGACGUCAUGCUGGAUAGACCGCUGAAUGAGGCCAACAGCCCUUCCAGCGAGGCGACGAAAGAAGAGAAAUUCAAGAGAGCUUUCGGCAACCAAGGAGAAAUCCUUUGUGAAAAUGGGAAGUGGUAUCUAAGACGGUGUAACCAUGUACUUGGUACGAGCGUUCAAAACGGAGAUGUACAGUGGUUUAUCUUGAAAAUCAGAAAGGGAGUUGCCUUCAAAAAAGAGGUGCCGGCUCCUAACUUUGGGUGUUACUAUCAGCAUGGAGCUAUGAUUUGGUACAAAAAUAAGUCUGAACGAUGUGGUCUAGUUGAGAUCACUGGCCUUGAAGCAUCAAAAUUGAAAGGCAAAUCAGGUACUAGUUGCUAUGGAGGGACUCUACUCGGUGUUAUUCACGACAUCGACUAUGAUUAUUACGGUGCAGUCAUACAUACUUCUGACCCUGUAGAUGAAAUUCAGUAUCAUGUAGAUCAUUAUGACGACUGGGUCGAUAUUGAUAGGACUUUCGGUGAGGAAAAAGGAAAGAUAACGUACACUCUGUGUUCAGCAGCUGCGCUGACUUUCAUGUGCCUUCUUUCAAGUGCCUUGUCGUGCGAUGUGGUUAGCGAAGCUUACGGCACUUACUUAGUCAAUGAAAUCCAACAGCUUGAUUGGCCGACAGGCGAAGAAACGUGCAUGGUGCCCCCAUGCAUUGGUUGUCUCGAUUUGGAAUGUGGCGCUGGCUAUGAUCUAGCCACAUGGCAGUAUAUAUGCAAACAGGCCGACUCUUGCAUUGAAAAUGAGGCUUUAGUCAUGUUGUUUAGGUCAAAUUAUUCUGUCGAUUUGGAUUGUAUAUACGAUGUGCCACAGCCUCGCGCAAAGCGAGACACUAGUAGCAGCGAGGGAAUCCUUGUUAGAGUUUCAAAUAAAUUAGGUUUUGAUAUUUCUGCAGCUAAAGAUAGGGUUAUCAGUUUCAAGGACAAAGCAGUAGAGUACUCCAAGAAUUCGAUUGCAAUUAUUAUAGUAGUUUCAGUGCUCUGGAUUUCCCUUACAUUGCUGGGUGUUAGCCCGGUGGUGUCUAUGAUUUUCAUCUUCCUUUCUUUCUACAUUUCUAGCGUUCAAGGCGUCAAUAUUGCAAAAGAUAGGACGAAUUGUCGAGUGGAAUAUAAUAGAGCGGAUUUGAAUGUGCGCUCUAAGUGUGUAACCAACACUAGGCUUUUUAGUGGCGUUCUUUAUUGUAAUAAAACGGGUGUUCCGGGGUGCGGGUGGUACAUGACCUAUAGCACUUUUAGGCCCGACAUGAGGACGCGAGCCGUGACUUGUGUGUCUGAUGAUCAAAUGAGCUUCUGGGUAGAGCAGACACCAACACAAAAAUUUGUUAGGAGCUAUUGUGCUGCCAAUCCAGUUGACGUUGUUACCUUAGCUAAAAAAGUUGUAGAGUAUUAUUUUGGAUACUUGCAGGAGCCGACUGAGGCUCAUUUGAAACGGAUUAGCGACGAAUUUUCGACCAUUAUGACUAAUUUAGUGGGAACCAAAUAUUAUGAGUUACUAUAUAAAAUCGCGUGACAAUUUUCUCGCGUAUACACACUGCGGCGAACCCUCUUGCUGGGCGGCGCCAACACCCACCCCCUUGAAACCACGAGGGGUCGAAAACGAGAGGUUUCAAUUUAACUUCACCAGUUUUGUCACUGGGCGCUGCAUUACUGUCCCUCUUGUUCGGACAGUCGCAGAUCGAACCAAUCCAUCGGAACUAGUUCGAACAGCUUCAAUCUGUUGGCGCCGCCCAGCAAGAGGGUUCGCCGCAGUGUGUAUACGCGAGAAAAUUGUCACGCGAUUUUAUAAUUUCGAAUUCAGUAUUUUGUUUCCGUCUCAGCUGGAGUUUAUUGCAAGUUUAUUGCGCUAAAUUGAAUAUGGAGUAUAGUUAGGUGAUAUUUUGUGUUAAGUGUUAACAUAUUUUGAACCCCGCAGACUCAUAAACGGCAACAUGGAACUCAAGAGAGA
Amphibalanus amphitrite is the source of this 2081-nucleotide messenger RNA. RefSeq lists its product as uncharacterized. The transcript has 2 exons. The record is from RefSeq and is a predicted model, not a curated record. The coding region runs from base 111 to 1646 and encodes 511 amino acids. Lineage: Eukaryota; Metazoa; Arthropoda; Thecostraca; Balanomorpha; Balanidae.